Messenger RNA from Diatraea saccharalis (sugarcane borer), 722 nucleotides. NCBI's taxonomy places the organism in Eukaryota, Metazoa, Arthropoda, Insecta, Lepidoptera, Crambidae. The record is from the annotation of a GenBank genome assembly.
AUGAAAUAUAUACUCACUUACCUUGGCAGGAGCGAUUGUAACGUAAUUGUUCUCGACUGGCGAAGACUUGCUAUUUCUGACUACGCUACAGCAGUACGUGGUGUCCCAGCUGUUGGCCGCGGUCUAGGGCAGUUCAUCAACUUUUUAAUCCAAACCAGUGGUGCCAAUAUAAAUAACUUCCAUCUAGUUGGAUUCAGUCUUGGUGCUCAUUUAGUUGGCAAUGCUGGAAGAGAAUUACAAGGCAGAGCUGCUCGCGUUACUGGUUUGGACCCGGCUGGACCUCUAUGGAACUAUAACAGCAACCGCCUACGUCCUAGCGAUGGUGUUUACGUGGAAGCCAUCCAUACAGACGGUGGCAUGACUGGUCUCGGAAUUGGUUCAGCUGUUGCCGACGCUGACUUCUUCCCAAACGGUGGCAACAGCCAGCCAGGAUGUUUGACCUCACUCUGUGAUCAUAAUCGUGCGUGGGAACUCUUCGCCGCCACGGUUACCCGUAACCAUCUAGUUGGAAAUUUGUGCAACAACAACCUCCAAAUCACUUUGAACAACUGCCGUGGCUCACAACUACACAUGGGAAAUGAUGAUUUAAGGAAAUUUGGAUCUGGUAUGUAUCGACUAAACACUGCCAGAAGAUAUCCUUUCUGAUUAAAAUAAAAGACUAAUCUGUAAUCUGUUUGAUAUAAAAGUUUUAUUGCUAUCCAUAUCUUGUUUUCUUUUAAACA